GCCCCGGGCGCGGGGCGAGGGGCGGCUGCAGCCUCCAGGAAUUUGUCACCGCUUUGUUUCCCUCGCUGUUUUCCGCCCGGAUUUUUUCCCCGCGGUCGAUGCAGCCGCCGGAGCGGGGCCGGGGCCGGUCGCUCACCGCGGCCGGGGGGCUCCGGCCGGCCCCGGGCAGCGCUCCACCCGGAGCCAGCGCCGACUCCGGAGCUGCCGCCGCUACCGGGGCUGGGCUGGGCUGUGCCCAACUUGUUGACACCACCGACCUUUGACAACACCGGCACCGAGGAGGGAAAAAUAAUAUUUUUGAACAGGGACAUUUGCAAGGUGCGGAUCAGCACGUGGCGGGCCGGGAAUUGCGCUCCGUGCUCAGCACAAGAUGCGUGCGAGCGCUCAGGAGGGGCUGGCGAGCUGCUGAACAUCUCCCUGUGCCUUUGUUGCAGAAGUGCUGCGGAUCGGGCGGUCAUGGAGGGAACCCGGCAGAGCAGGAUCUGCCGCCCGCACAAGAUUAGUGAAUCCUCGAAGGUGUACAGGUGGGAUGACCACUCCAGUCUGGUUCUGCAGAGCCUGAACGAGCAGAGGCACCGAGGCCUGUUCUGCGACAUCGUGCUGGUGGUGGAUGAGCAGAGAGUCCCGGCCCACCGGAACCUCCUGGCCGUGUGCAGUGACUACUUCAACUCCAUGUUCACCAUCGGCAUGAGGGAGGCCCACCAGAAGGAGGUGGAGCUUUUCGGAGCCUCCUACAUUGGCCUCAAGGCCGUGGUGGAUUUCCUGUAUGGCAGUGAGCUGUCUCUGGAUGGAGGGAACAUCGACUACGUGCUCGAGACAGCUCACCUGCUGCAGAUCUGGAAGGUGGUCGACUUCUGCUGCGAGUACCUGGAGAACGAAGUCAGCGAGGAGAAUUACCUGUACCUGCAGGAGCUGGCCUCCAUCUACAACCUGAAGCGCCUUGACUCCUACAUCGACUCCUUCAUCCUGCAGAACUUUGGCACGCUGUCCUUCACCCCGGACUUCCUGCAGAAUAUUUCCUUGCAGAAGCUGUGCCAGUACCUGGACAGCAGCGACGUGCAGCAGGAGUGCGAGCACGACCUGCUGCAGGCCGCCCUGCAGUGGCUCACGCAGUACCCGGAGCGGGAGAACGAGGCUUACCAGGUGCUGGACAACAUCCACUUCCCCUUGAUCCCCAAGAGCGACCUCCUGCACCGAGUGAAGCCUGCCGUGUGCUCGCUGCUGCCCAAGGAAGCCAACUGCGAGGGCUUCAUCGAGGAGGCGGUGAACUACCACAACAACGUGACGGCGCAGCCGGUGCUGCAGACCAAGCGCACGGCCCUGCGCACCUGCGAGGAGCGGCUGCUCUUCGUGGGCGGGGAGGUGUCGGAGCGCUGCCUGGAGCUCUGUGAUGACACCUGCUUCCUGGACACCAGGAAGGGACAGUGGGUGGCAGAAACCCCUCUGCCAGCCCGGCGGAGUCACCACUGUGUCGCGGUCUUGGGAGGUUUCAUCUUCAUAGCCGGGGGCAGCUUUUCCCGGGACAAUGGAGGGGAUGCGGCGUCAAAUCUCCUAUAUAGGUAUGAUCCCCGCUGUAACCAGUGGAUAAAGGUUGCCUCCAUGAGACAGCGACGAGUAGAUUUCUACCUGGGAGCGAUCACUGACAUGCUGGUGGCUGUUGGUGGCAGGAAUGAGAAUGGGGCCCUGUCUUCAGUUGAGACCUACAGCCCUCAGAAGGACUCCUGGACCUACAUAGCAGGACUGCCCAGGUUUACCUACGGCCACGCUGGCACAGUCUACAAGGAAUUCGUGUACAUUUCGGGAGGCCACGAUUACCAGAUCGGCCCCUACAGAAAGAACCUGCUGUGCUACGAUUACCGCACGGACGUGUGGGAGGAGAAGAGGCCCAUGAUCACUGCCAGGGGCUGGCACAGCAUGUGCACCUUGCAGGACAACAUCUACUCCAUCGGCGGCAGCGACGACAACAUCGAGACCAUGGCUCGGUUUGACAUCCUCAGCGUGGAGUCCUACAGCCCCCAGUGCAACCAGUGGACCAGAGUGGCCCCUCUGCUGCAAGCCAACAGCGAGUCAGGGGUGGCAGUUUGGGAAGGCAAGAUUUACAUCCUGGGAGGCUACAGCUGGGAGGAAGCUGUCUUCUCCAAAACAGUCCAGGUCUACGAUAAGGAGAAAAAUAAGUGGUGCAAAGGAACGGACUUGCCCAAAGCUAUUGCUGGAGUGUCCGCGUGCGUCUGCGCCCUGAAACCCAAAACAGAGGACAAAAAGAAAAAGAUAAAAACAAAAAAACAUCAAGAUCGAGGAAGAUGACCACUCCUGGAUAGCCACCAUUGGAUGGUGGACUCCGAAGGGACCUUGUAUUUAGACAUUUCUAUCUAACCUUUAUUCUUUUUGUUUUUAAACAGGGUGGGGAGGGCAUCUUCUGAAGCCUCAGAAAAUGUACACUUGAAUGUGGUUUUUGGAUUAAACUCAUGUUUAAGGUAAAAACAACAAAAGAAACCAAAAACUCCCCCUCUUGCUGUACAAAGGGUGAUGUGGUCAGAGAGGUUCCGCUGCUCUCCUGAAUGUUAAGGCUUAGGUUUUUCCUUCUGUGGUUCAUGGCAUUUCCACAUACAUCGUAUUAUAUCGACGUUUUAAGGAAGUUUUUAAAAACAACUUUUAUACUUUUUUAUACCACAUUUUGCUAACUCAGUCUCUCGUUUGCCAUAUAUUACGUUGUUGACUAUAGAAGCUGCUGCUCUGUGCUUGUGACCCCGUUGUUGGCGUCAGGAACUCCUCGUUUGAUGAUCUUUGUGUGGCUUGGCCAGGACGUGGUGCAGCUGUUGGAGCAGCACUGGCAUUCCCAGCAUUGUCAGGCAGUCAGCUGGAAUUGGGACUAUUGUCACAAUUCCAGCUUCCCCAGAGCCCAGCUCGCCAGCCAUGCUCAUAAACACGCUUUAUUUCAGUGACUGCUGAUCUGCUGAGUGGAUUUCAAGGGCUUUGGUUUAAAGUUCAGCUGUUGAUCAUUGCUGUUAUUUUUUCCUCAGUCCUCCUCUCCCAUCUCCCUUUCUGUGUAUUUCAGAUUUGCCUUUUCUUCCAUCUGGUGUAUGUGCAGGUGAUAUCCUGCUACCCUCAUUCUUUUGUCUUUUUUAUUUUUUUUUUUUCCCCCAACAACUUACCUCAACAAUUGGAAGAACACUAAGAAAACAUUUUUGCACUUAAUUUCAUUUGAAACUCUGGUAAAUCUAAGACCUACUACAAGCACACGCGUAUUGAAAGAGGUAACAAUAAAUUUCUGGAGUACAAGGAGGUUGUAGGUUGUUUCUUCAAUGCUAAGAAAACUAGUUAGAAUUAAUUUUCUAAAACUCUUUGAGGUUUUUUUGGUGUUUUUUUUAAUUUAAAAAAAAAGCCUCAGGAGUCAGUCUUUCAUUUGCAUUAAUGGAUUUAUUUUAAAGCCUUUGUAUACUGCAUGAGGUAAUGCUUAUUCUUUUUUAGCCUAAAAAUAAAUUUAAAACAAAACCAAAAAAACCAAAAUGAAACAUUUUGGUUAUGACAAACUCAUUGACAAGUUUUUGGGGUUAUUUUUUUUUAAUAUCUGAAAUCCUUGCUAUGUCGACUGACAGCUACUUAACUUUUUGGGGACAUUUUCAUGUGUAAGUAUAGAACAAAAAUCUCAAAGGCUUGCUUUUUUUCUGUUACUGGGUUGCUUGUUACUAUAUCCCCUCUUUAAUGUGUUUAUGUAUUACAUAAAUGUCUGAGAACAAUAAAUCCAGUUUAGAAUAUUCUAUUCAUCACA
Poecile atricapillus (Black-capped chickadee) is the source of this 3769-nucleotide messenger RNA. RefSeq names its product kelch like family member 36 (gene KLHL36). The coding region runs from base 457 to 2304 and encodes 615 amino acids. Gene Ontology annotation, molecular function: cullin family protein binding. The record is from RefSeq and is a predicted model, not a curated record. Lineage: Eukaryota; Metazoa; Chordata; Aves; Passeriformes; Paridae. The transcript has 4 exons.